GCCACAAAAUUACAGAGAAAACCAGAAUCAACUCAUCACCAAUUCAAAAAAGCUCAGAUCUUAAAUGGCAGCAAAGAAACCAUGGAGAAUCAUUCCAAGACCCCUCUUAGAAACCAUUCUAAACAACCACGCUCACCACCACCGCGUCCAUCAACCCCUCCUCCUUCACGGCCCCAGAGGCGUCGGAAAAACCACCCUCAUACUCCAACGUUUACUCGGCGACUGGAACAAAGGCCCUCACAUCACCGGUUACGUCGACUUCGCCGAAUCCAUCAAAGAUCACAACCAACCAUCUCAGGCCCAAUCAUCUCCGUGGGCCUCGUGGUCCAAUGGCCCACGGCCCGCACUCUCCGAUUGCCGGAAAAGCCUCGAGCAAUGCCUGGAGUCCAUGGCCGAGAAGGCUGUCCGGAAAGGCACCAUCACCUCCCAACAGAUAUUCACUUCCCUCAACAAAUGGCACGGCCUCACCGCCGCGCUCCGCCGCGUGUUACAUGCUGCUUCCCCCAAAUCCCCUGUCUCAGACAGGGCUUCGCCGGUUGCUCUGUGGGACCGAGCGAUAUUCGCGCUAUCUGCUCGAUGUAAUGCCGCUGAGAUUGAAUCUGUUUUGGGGAAGAAUAAUAAGAAGGGCUUGUCUGUUGAGGAGGCUUCUUAUUUUAAGGAAUCUGUUGUUGCCCUGAAGCUCGCAAAGAAGGUGAUUGAGGUUAAGCAAGGGUGGAGGGCGAAUGCCAUCGCGCAUAUGAAUCGGACCGGCGUGUUCUCUCGGAGUUUGACGCAUUCUUGUACUGAUUGGCCUUGCUUGUUGUUGGAGUUGUUAUCACAGGCUGCUGAAAUUGACAAUUUUCAGCCGAAGCUGGUUAUUAACAAUAUCGAAGUUCUAAAGCAUGCUACUAUAAAUAAUGAGUUGUCAGUCAGUGGACCACUAUAUCAUGAUAGUCUGAUAUGGAGAAUAAUUGCUUUGGGUGCGAAUGAGCAGUGUCUGCCUGUUAUCCUGGUGACAUCUGAUAGUUACUAUUCAUACGAAGCUUUCUUGGAUUUUGGUUAUAUGGAUAUAUUCAUUUCACGUGAGACCUUUGGAUGGACUCCACAAGAAGCUAAAAUGCACAUGGUCACCGACUAUUUUAGUCAUUCUGAGUGGAAAGUGAUUGCGGAGGUACUUGGGACAAACCCUCGACAUCUAUUUGAACUUUAUGCACUUAAACAAAGCAAUUAUUACCAGAAGACAACAGAAGACAAGGCUAGUACCUUUGAGGACAUUGUAGAUGCAUAUUUAGCAUAUUUGCAAAUUGCCGUUGUGAAUCCUGCUAUGGAUAGAGCAUUGGAGAUCUUGCAAAAAUUUGCAAUUGAUGUAUGCAACGGAAAGGUUUCAAAAGACCGAUUACGUUUUGGUGCCCCCUGGAGGCAUCCACCACAAACUGAUGACACUAAAUUGCGCAUGGAGUGGGCUAAGCUUCAGUUAAUGGAUUUUCUUCAGUCUCUGGUUAAUACAGAAUUCGGGGUCAAUUACCGAACUGAUUAUAGUGAAGAAAUAUUUGAUGAUCCAUCAACUGUUGCAUUAUUAGAGGUGGGAUUGCUUUAUGCUCAACGGGAUCCACCCUUCCUUCGUCCCAUAUCUAAAGGAAUUCAGAGGUGUCUAGUGAGAUGGCUUGUCCAGCAGCGGAUGCAGCUGGGGUUUGACAUUUUAAUUCGUUUUCUGUGGCACAGAAUAAUACGUGGACGUUACUAUCGCCAUUUGAUGGUACAAGUAGGCUAUAAGUAGAACAUGAGAGUAGUUUUUCUGAGUUUCUGCCUUGCAAUUUUUACCCCCUGCAGAUGCUUGCCAACUGUUCUUAGGCAUUAGUUCACCAAUCAGUCAAUAAUUUUCUGGCUCGUUGAAUUGAUUUUGGAUGAGAUGAGGUCUCAGUGCAACUAUAAUUUGAAGUAGAAAAGGUCAAGGAACCCCCAAUUUGGAUUGACGGAUUUCUCUGCUUGUUUCCAAUCUGAAGUUUCAGAGAGGUGUUGAAUAAAACUGAAUACAUUUGUACAAGUUAAAGCACAUUUCACAUGAAUGCUUUGGUGCUUUCCUCUGCAGUGCUCGAUUCCGGCAGCCAUUUCCUCCAUUGUGCCUCAAUUCUGGUGAGUUCCUCCUGCCGCUGCCUCCAUUCUCACCCACUGUUCAGUAACCAGUGGAAUCUUCCUGCAUCCCACUAUGCUCUCAUUCCAAAGUUAUCCCUUGGUUGAAAAGUUAACGCUCAUUGUUCCGUGGCUGUGUGAAUUUCUAGCAUUGGAGCAUUGAAACCAGAAACUGCAUGGAUGUACAAUGUUAUUUGUCACUGUA
Gastrolobium bilobum is the source of this 2314-nucleotide messenger RNA. RefSeq lists its product as uncharacterized. NCBI's taxonomy places the organism in Eukaryota, Viridiplantae, Streptophyta, Magnoliopsida, Fabales, Fabaceae. The transcript has 14 exons. The record is from RefSeq and is a predicted model, not a curated record. Bases 65 to 1756 code for a protein of 563 amino acids.